Molecule: messenger RNA, 1437 nt
Organism: Laccaria bicolor S238N-H82
Lineage: Eukaryota; Fungi; Basidiomycota; Agaricomycetes; Agaricales; Hydnangiaceae
Exons: 11
Coding region: 1-1437 (478 amino acids)
Biological process (GO): mitotic sister chromatid segregation; protein localization to mitotic spindle pole body; microtubule anchoring at mitotic spindle pole body
Cellular component (GO): MWP complex; microtubule organizing center; mitotic spindle
Molecular function (GO): protein binding
Source: RefSeq, a predicted model, not a curated record
AUGGACUUUACUGAAAUCUAUCGACACUCUGGCUCUCUCGUCGCGUUCAGUCCCGGAGCCCACUUUAUUCUCACUGCUGUUCAAGAUAGGAUUAUUGUCCGCCGCACCGAUAACUUUCAGAUCACGCGAACUUGGCUCGUUGACGCGUCUCCAUCACCACCUCAAGCGGCGUUAUCUGUGCUGAAGUCGAAACAGAAGGCUUCUAGUUCAAGUUCUGCAACACCUCAAAUCGACUCGUGGAUAACUCACGCGGGCUGGUCUUCCGACUCUGAAUACAUUCUUGCAGCUUGUACAAAGCGAGGCGUUGUACACCUUCUUAAAUUACGCGACGAGGAAUGGAGUGGCCGUAUAGACUCAGGCGCUGAAGGGCUCGUCAAGGCAGAGUGGGCACCCGAUGGACGCACCGUGGUAUGCUUCUCUGAGUGGGGGUUACGUGUUUCAAUGUGGUCUUUGACCACGGGGAGUGCUACAUACAUUCAAUUUCCCACUCAUAUCGACAGAGGUUAUGCCUUUCGCUCCGAUGGACGGUAUUUUGUUCUGGCUGAACGACAUAAAUCGAAGGACACGAUAGGUGUAUAUGAAGCGUCUGCUGCCUAUAAACUCGUUCGGCACUUUCCCCUACCAACAUCAUUCGUAUCAUCUCUGGCCUUGUCGCCCACUGGGAAUCACAUUGCGGUGUGGGAAGGGCCUUUAGAGUACAAAUUAUAUAUCUUAACUCUGGCUGGUGAAAUUCUUGCUUCAUUCUCCCCAGAAUCCGACCCAGGUUUUGGUAUUCGAACCGUAUCUUGGCAUCCCAGUGGUUUGUUCCUUGUUGUUGGAGGAUAUGAUGACAAGAUUUAUGUUUUAGAUAGCCUUAGCUGGUCGCCUGUAGCAACUUUAGAGUUGUCGGCCAGAAUACCACCUAGUGUUGCUGUUUGGCGGGAGCCCUCGAAAUGGAUGGAAACAACGGAGGGCCGUGGUUUUCUGUCUUACGAAAGACUUCAGGGGACACACUCAAUCAACAUCACACGCGCUGACCCUACUAAACCCAACCCAAAAAGAGGCACUGUGCAGCUCGAAUGGAACACUACUGGAAGCCUUCUCAUGGCCCGGUUUGAAAACAUCACAUCAGCUGUUCACAUUUUCGAUUUCCCCUCCUCUCAAGCACAAUUUUCACCUCGACUUCGAAGUGUGUUGCUACAUGCACGCCCCAUUCUACAUGGAAGGUGGAAUCCUGUGCGGAAAGGCAGCCUGGCACUUUGCACAAGGGGCCAAAGCGUUUAUACCUGGAGUGACGAGUGGGUUGGCGAAGGGGGCGAAGAAGAGAUGGCGGAAUGUAUCGGUAUACCAGCCAAGAAUUUUGAAACUCGAGAUCUUAAAUGGGCUCCCGAUGGCAAAGGGAUUGUUUUGUUAGGUAGAGAACAGUUUUGCUGUGCAUUUGAAGUAGAGGAGUACUAA